Messenger RNA from Thecamonas trahens ATCC 50062, 2144 nucleotides. RefSeq lists its product as uncharacterized. Gene Ontology annotation, cellular component: cytosol; ubiquitin ligase complex. Gene Ontology annotation, molecular function: zinc ion binding; ubiquitin binding; ubiquitin protein ligase activity. The transcript is spliced from 2 exons. The record is from RefSeq and is a predicted model, not a curated record. Bases 30 to 2144 code for a protein of 704 amino acids. NCBI's taxonomy places the organism in Eukaryota, Apusomonadida, Apusomonadidae. Gene Ontology annotation, biological process: protein ubiquitination; ubiquitin-dependent protein catabolic process.
CUGCCACAGCAGCGGCUGCCUCGUCAGGGAUGGGAGGGAGUGCAAGUGGUACCAGCAUGAUUGGUGUGAUCAUUUCUGCUGUCGUCGGCUUUGCCUUUUCCUCGGCCACCAAUCUCAUGAUCUCUCUCAAUACCAUCAUUCUCGCCAUGGUUGUCUCCUCGUUGAUCCUGGCUCGCUUGGUCUUUGGCACUGUCUCGGGUGCAGAGCAUGCCAGAGCCAUGGAUUAUCUGUGGAACUUUAUCGUGGCAAAGAUCAUCAUGGUCGCCGCUGUUGCAGUGGUCGAUGCCAAGGAACUCGCCGCCUGGUUGGUCUGGUUCUCUCUCCUGGCAAGCAUGCGCGUCUUUGCUGUCCUCGCCAAGGAGCGCUACGGCGUCAUGGCCGCUCGCGGCGCCUCCUCUGCCCAGCAUUCAAAGCUCAUCGCUCUCCUGCUCACCAUGGUUGUGGCCGCUACAGGCCUCCUGCUUGUUGCCCGCGCUGUGCUGGAGCCUGAGGGCAUCGGAUUUGUUAUUCUGUUUACCUUUGAGUGCGUGGCUGUGGUCAUCGCUUCCUCGCAGACGCUCCUCAAGUACGCGGUCGAUCUGUACGCCUCGUCGCAGCCGCCCGGCUGGGAGCUCCGCGACCACUACGUGUACCUGGUCGAGUACGGCACCGACGUGUCGCUCCUUGGUCUCACUCUCCUCCAUUAUGUCCACAUUCUCAUUAUCGACGGCUUUUCGUUCUCCAUCGUCGACUUUAUCAUCCUCUACUCGCUCCGCUCGGUGUGGACCCGGCUGCGAGCCACCCGCGACCGCUACGCUGCCUAUCGCGACGCCUCGCACCGGCUCAACCAGCUCAUUCCCGACGCCACUCCGGCCGAGCUGGCCGAGACCGACGACGUCUGCGCCAUCUGCCGCGACGCCAUGACCUCGGCCAAAAAGCUUCCCUGCGGCCACCUCAUGCACUUUGCCUGCCUCCGCCGCUGGCUGCAGGAGAACCCGACGUGCCCUACGUGCCGUCGACCCAUCGGCGGCAACGACAACGGUGCGGCCGGUGGCGGUGGUGGUGGCGGCGGCGGUGGUGGUGGUGGUGGCGGCGGCGGUGGCGCGCCGCCUCAGCCGCACAACCAUGGCCACACUCACACCCAUACCCACGGCCACGUUCACGGUCAUGGCCACGGCCACGGCCCGCCGCCGCCACCCUCGGGCGCUGCGGCGCACACCCACACCCACGGCCCUGGCGUUCAGCACACUCGCCGGACACUUGGCGGAGGCUGGCUGCCGAGCAUCUCCAUCGACACGGUGACGACCGCUCACGGUGGGACGUACACCAUGGGGCUCGGCGGAGGGGCCAAUCUGGCCAACGUGGUCAACACCAUGUUUGGCGGCGGCGCGCCACCGCCAUCUGCCGGCGGGGCUGCGGCACCUCCUCCGCCGUCUUCGCCUGCCGCGCGUGAGCUCGACGCCCUCGUCGCCCGCGUCAUUGAGAUUUGCCCACAGGCUGACCCAGAUGCUGUUCGCGAGGACCUGCUCGUCACCCGCUCGGUCGAGAUUACCAUCGAAAACGUGCUCUCGGGCGUUGUGCGCGCUCGUGCGCCGACUCCCCCACAGACUGCUACGCCUGCGCCUGCGCCUGCGCCCGCAUCAUCGGCGUCACGGCCUGUUGGCACCUCGGCGCGGUCAUCGCCACCGCCGCUUCCCGACCUGCCGCUGGCAUCUCAGGCGCCAUCUGGCUCGGGAGCAUCGGCCUUUGAGGCCCGCGCGCAGUUCCUUCGCGAGACGGCUCGUGCGCUUUAUCUCCGGCGACUGCACCGCGAGUCGGACUUUGACGUUGCCGACACAGCAACGACGACGACAACGACCACUACAACAACAUCGACGACGACGACGACAGCACAGGCGCCAAGCCCGGAUGCGUCGCGCGCGAUAGCGCCACCUGUGGACCCAGCGGGAUCUCCGCCGGCCCGCCCGACCAUCGACCUCCCGCCCAAUUACGACGAGGCGACACUGGCAGGCCCGGCAUCCCCGGCAUCCCCGGCAUCCCCGGCAUCCCCGCUCUCUGGCGACGGGUCGGACGCACCAACCCGGUCCGAGCUCCGGAGUCGGAUGUUGCAGGCCGCACUUGCGCGGCACUCGCCGACCGGGGCCUCGUCAGGCUCAUCUCCGUAG